Molecule: messenger RNA, 1500 nt
Organism: Colletotrichum spaethianum
Lineage: Eukaryota; Fungi; Ascomycota; Sordariomycetes; Glomerellales; Glomerellaceae
Product: hydroxyacid-oxoacid transhydrogenase, mitochondrial
Exons: 3
Coding region: 1-1500 (499 amino acids)
Cellular component (GO): mitochondrion
Molecular function (GO): alcohol dehydrogenase (NAD+) activity; metal ion binding
Source: RefSeq, a predicted model, not a curated record
AUGACGCCCUCACUUCGGGUCAUCCCCAACGCAGCAUCCCGUGCCGUCUCUCUCCUACGGACAAUUCAGGCCCAUCCGCCAUCAUGCCCGUGCCACACCAACCCUGGCCACCACCACCACCAUAACCCAUUGAACUUUACUCCACGGCCCUUGCGGACAGGUAACAGCAGCCGCGGCUUUGCCACCCCGGUAGAUGGACCCCAGAAGGAGUAUGCCUUCGAGAUGGCCGCCUCCUCCAUCCGCUUCGGCCCAGGCUCCACGCAGGAGGUCGGCAUGGAUUUCUCCAACAUGGGCGCCAAGCGCGUCGCUGUUGUCACCGACCCGGUCGUCGACGGUCUCUUUGCCAUGCAGCAGGUUCGCGAGGCCCUUGACCGCGAAGGCAUCAACUACAAGGUCUACAACCAGACCCGCGUCGAACCCAAGGACAGCAGCAUCCGCGAGGCCAUCGACUGGGCCCGUCCCUUCUCCCCGGACGCCUUCUUGGCUGUCGGCGGCGGCUCCGUCAUCGACACCGCCAAGCUGAUGAACCUGUACUCGUGCUACCCAGACGCCCCCUUCCUUGACUUCGUCAAUGCGCCCCUCGGCAACGGACGUCCCGUGGACAAGGCUCUGAAGCCUCUCAUCGCCGUGCCCACAACCGCGGGAACCGGCUCCGAGACCACGGGCACCGCCAUCUUCGAUCUCGUCUCGAAGCGCGCCAAGACAGGCGUCGCCCACCGCAACCUCAAGCCCACGCUCGGCAUCUGCGACCCGCUCAACACUCGUACCAUGCCCUCCGCCGUCAAGGCCGCCUCGGGCCUCGACGUGCUCUGCCACUCCCUCGAGUCCUGGACCGCAAUCCCCUAUCACGAGCGCGUGCCCCGGCCCAAGAACCCCAUCCUGCGGCCGGCGUAUCAGGGCGCCAACCCCAUCAGCGACGUCUUCUCCUUCCACGCGCUGAGGGCGACGGUCAAGUACCUCCCUCGCGCCGUCAAGAACCCCGACGACUACGAGGCGCAGAGCGAGAUGCUGCUCGCCGCGACGCUGGCUGGUGUCGGAUUCGGUAACGCCGGCGUCCACCUCUGCCACGGCAUGUCCUACCCCAUCUCGGGCCAGAACCCGGGCUACCAGCACGCAGGCUACAAGGUCUCGUACCCCAUCAUCCCGCACGGCGUCUCCGUCGCCGUCACCGCGCCCGCCGUCUUCCGCUUCACGGGCGCCUCGAACCCGGAGCGCCACCUGCAAGCCGCCGAGGUCUUUGGCGUGGACGUCUCGCGUGUCCGCAAGGAGGACGCCGGCGCGGUGCUUGCUGACGCGCUGACAAAGUUCCUCGCGGACCUUGGCGACCAGCCGGCGGGCAUCAAGGAACUGGGCUUCGGCACCCAGCAUCUGGAUGAUCUGGUCGAGGGGACAAUCCCGCAGGCCCGGGUGCUGAUGUUGGCGCCGGGCUUGGAGACGGAGCUGGAGAAGGAGAGGGAGCAGUUGAGGGGUUUGUUCGAGGAUGCUUUAGUGCACUCAUGA